Molecule: messenger RNA, 5232 nt
Organism: Cavia porcellus (domestic guinea pig)
Lineage: Eukaryota; Metazoa; Chordata; Mammalia; Rodentia; Caviidae
Gene: Adra1a
Product: adrenoceptor alpha 1A
Exons: 3
Coding region: 961-2361 (466 amino acids)
Biological process (GO): positive regulation of heart rate by epinephrine-norepinephrine; adenylate cyclase-activating adrenergic receptor signaling pathway; cell-cell signaling
Cellular component (GO): plasma membrane
Molecular function (GO): alpha1-adrenergic receptor activity
Source: RefSeq, a predicted model, not a curated record
UGUGUGACGUCAGCGAGAGCUGCAAAGUUCCUAGCCUCUCUUUUCUGGUGUCGAAGAGCUGAAUAUUAAAAGGAUAAUAGUGGAGUUACUGGUUGGUUGUAUUUUUUUUUUUCUAUUUUUCACUCUUCAUUUCGAGAUGCCCAGGUAAAGCAUUGCAGUCCGGAGUUUGGAGGUGGCAUCCGCGGUGGCGGGGCGGUGAGUCAGCGGGUGCUGGGGACGCGAAUCCGGCUCCAAGGAAUCCGGAGAGGCGUCCCCACUCCGCCCCCUCCGCCCACCUAGGAGACCCGGCCAGGCCGGCGGCUGCAGGACCCAGGCCGGCGAGCCUACCCCACGGCCGCGCUGCAGGACCGUCGCUGGACCCCUGUCACCCUGCCAGUGCGCCUAGAACCCGGAAUAGCAGGCGGCCAGGCUGGGGGAGGCCAGCCGUCGGGGACUGCGGGCCCGCAGAAGCGCCGGAUCCCGGCGGUGCCUCCUUUUGAGCUUGGACCGCUGAUCCGUAGUUGACUGUGAUUUGGGGAGGAUUGGCCCUGGAAUUUUCAGUUCCAAAUUAUGUCCAGAAUGUUCAGUCUUCUCCCAACUGUAAUGGAACAGACAGUACCAAAAAGCGGACUCUGAUAAUUCUCGGAUUGCAUAUUGCAAAAGAUUCUCCUUGGGCUUUGCACGCAGCCUCCGCUAGGAAGGCGAAGGCAUCAGGGCCCCCGGCCUAAGCAGCCAGUGGAGAGAGUCUCGGCAGCCUGCGCCGCCCCCCCCCCCCCCCGCCCAGCCAUGUCGCCUCCAGUACUCUGCACCUUAGCGUGGCCUUCCGAGGGGUUCCAGGACUGGCCAGGGUUGUUUCCCACCCGCGCGCGCUCUCUCUCCCCAGCCAAGCCCAGCCCUUUUGACUGCUAGCUCCACCGCCUCCGCCCCCUCCCAAGGUGGCCCUGGGGAGCCGGACCUCGCCAGCCCGCCCCGACUGGGACCAUGGUGUUUCUCUCCGGAAAUGCUUCCGACAGCUCCAACUGCACCCACCCGCCCGCACCAGUGAACAUUUCCAAGGCCAUUCUCCUCGGAGUGAUCUUAGGGGUCCUCAUCCUUUUCGGGGUGCUGGGGAACAUCUUAGUGAUCCUCUCCGUGGCCUGUCACCGUCAUCUGCACUCGGUCACGCACUACUACAUCGUCAACCUGGCGGUGGCCGACCUACUACUCACCUCCACGGUGCUGCCCUUCUCAGCCAUCUUUGAGAUCCUGGGCUACUGGGCCUUCGGCAGGGUCUUCUGCAACAUCUGGGCGGCGGUGGACGUCCUGUGCUGCACCGCGUCCAUCAUGAGCCUCUGCAUCAUCUCCAUCGACCGCUACAUCGGCGUGAGCUACCCGCUACGCUACCCCACCAUCGUCACCCAGAGGCGGGGGCUCCGGGCUCUGCUCUGCCUCUGGGCGCUGUCCCUGGUCAUCUCCAUCGGGCCGCUGUUUGGCUGGAGGCAGCCGGCCCCCCAGGACGAGACCAUCUGCCAGAUCAACGAGGAUCCCAGCUACGUGCUCUUCUCCGCGCUGGGAUCCUUCUACGUGCCGCUGGCCAUCAUCCUGGUCAUGUACUGCCGGGUCUACGUGGUGGCCAAAAGGGAGAGCCGGGGCCUCACAUCCGGCCUCAAGACCGACAAGUCGGAUUCAGAGCAAGUCACGCUGCGCAUCCACCGGAAAAAUGUCCCCUCAGGAGGCAGUGGGGUGGCCAGCUCCAAGAACAAGACGCACUUCUCUGUGCGGCUCCUCAAGUUUUCCCGGGAGAAGAAAGCAGCCAAAACGCUGGGCAUAGUGGUCGGUUGCUUCGUGCUCUGCUGGCUUCCCUUUUUCUUAGUGAUGCCCAUUGGGUCUUUGUUCCCUGAUUUCAAGGCCUCAGACACAGUUUUUAAAAUAGUAUUUUGGCUCGGAUACUUAAACAGCUGUAUCAACCCCAUCAUAUACCCAUGCUCCAGUCAAGAGUUCAAAAAGGCCUUUCAGAAUGUCUUGAGAAUCCAGUGUCUCCGCAGAAAGCAUUCUUCCAAGCACGCUCUGGGCUACACCCUGCAUGCCCCCAGCCAUGCCCUGGAGGGGCAACACAAAGACAUGGUGCGCAUCCCCGUGGGAUCCGGAGAGACCUUCUAUAAGAUCUCCAAGACUGAUGGGGUUUGUGAAUGGAAAUUUUUCUCUUCCAUGCCCCACGGAUCUGCCAGGAUUACAGUGCCCAAGGACCAAUCCACCUGCACCACUGCCCGAGUGAGAAGUAAAAGCUUUUUGCAGGUCUGCUGCUGUGUGGGGCCCUCAACCCCCAGCCUUGGAGAAAACCACCAAGUCCCAACCAUCAAGAUUCAUACCAUCUCCCUCAGUGAAAAUGGGGAGGAAGUCUAGAGGAUGGGGAAGGUCACAAGGAAAGGGGUGAUCCUAAAGGCCUUCCCUCUUCCUACUCAAAAGACAGCGCACCUUUCUUGGAGAAAAAGACAGGAGCAUUCAACAAGGGUACCAUCUAGGGAGGGAAUGGGCGGGAGGGAAGGCAAGGAGGAAGGAACAGGAAAAAGACUCAACGUCUCCCAACCAAUAGGUUCAGAAUGAUUCAAGACCACACAUCCCUGCACCUGAUUCUCAUUUGUUUCCUAACUCUGCUCUCCACAAUUGGCACUUUCAAUGAAAAUUACUAUGGGAAACAGAAUUGCAUACACAAUCCAGAAGACUAAAUAUAGGGUUAUGAUUUCAUCAUGAGUAUUUUGAGCAUACACUCUAAGUUUGGAGCUCUGUCUUGAUGGAAGUGAGGGGACUUUAUUUUCAGGCUAAACCUACUAACAGCCACUGUUGACAUUUAUGGAGAGAGACCCUAAAGAGAAUUGUGAGACAGUGGCUGAUACCCAGGCACGUGACUGGCAAAAUGAGUUUUAAAACCGCACUACUGCUGAUACCUGCGGUGUCUCGGCUUGAGUAAAAUACACAGUGAGAUUCCCCUUUGGCUGCACUUUGAUCGGAUACUGUGCUUACCCCCAAAAGAUGAGGGUAAGGGACACUCUUAUUGCAGAUGAGAAGGAGGCUCAUGCUCCACCCUGAGAAAAUGUUUUGGUCACCAGAUAAGAACAACCACAAUUGUAUCCAUAUAAAGCUGGGGAAUGGGGACCAGUUGGGGAGAGCGUGCUUUUCCCAAGAGAUUGCAGUAGACAUGAGGGUCAUCUUUGCAAAUUAACUGCUAGGGUCAAAAAUCCUUUCAGCAGAUCAGAUGUGACAAGGCUUCUACUGUAUCAUCAGCAGGUUGGGGGUGCUAAUUUCAUGCUAAGCUAGCAGCUGCUGGAUUACUCCACAGCCUUUUGGAAGUAGCCUCGAAAAGCCUUUCUUGACAAAUUACCUGCCUUUUCCGCUGUGAAAACCCAGAGCUUAUAUUUCAAAUGGCAAAAUCAUUGACUUCUAUUUCUUGUCACCUGCUUCACUCCUGUGUCAUGAAUGAGGUUCACCUGCAGUACAUUGGAAUGAUCCUUAAGACCCAGGGACAACCUUCCUGAACUUGGAAAGAUGCCAGUGCUUAGUCUGGGACUCAUACUGACUGAUCACCAAAGAACUGCCCAAAGCAGGGAUUUGGAAACAUUUUUUUGACAGGGAAACAUUUGUUCUAGCAAAAGCUCCCAUAGCCCACUCAAAUGUCAUCCCUACUGCCUUCUAUAAACAACUUGAACAACAUUUCUUGCUCCAUAUCUGCCAAAUUUUGAUAAACCUUAAUAACUCAGAUUAUUGCUAAUGAUGACAAUGACAAUAAAAAUUAAAAUACGUCCAUUAUCCCACCAUGAGAAUGUAAAAUACGAUUAGUGUUUUUGGAACAAUUCCUGACAAGAAUCAUGGAUCUAAAACUACUGGUAAUUUCUGUGGUCCCUUCACUGUUCCUAUAAUUUCCUCCAGGAAUUUCAAAGCAGGUUGGACAUGCUGAGUAACCUUCCAGCAGGCAUCACGGCCCAAUCACCUCUCUUUCAGCAAAUAAUUAUUUCCUUAAACCUUGCUAAAAGCAAGUCUCUUUCCACGUUGCCAUGGAGGAUAUGUUUAAAUGUGGGUGCAAAGUUUGUGAGUGGCUGUAUUUGGUCUUUGAAUGCGGCCUCAGCUUUCCAACAGUGUCUUAUUGACAAGGUAAAUAGAUACUUAACCUCGGUGUAAGAACAUGGAUUCUGUCACUUAGAAGUUGCCUGGAUUUUUCAGACAUCUACCUGCAUGCCCCCCACCAGCCCAAGCAGAUGUGGGUGUCCUGUUUUAGAGGCAGACACUUAGGGAGAACUUGAAUAUGAAGGGAUCCUGGUCCUCUGCCUUGGCAGGAAAAAGCUUCAUUGCUGAGAAGAGCUUCUUUCAGAUUCUGAAUUUAAAAACCACCCUUGACCUUGGCGUCCCAUUACAGAAAGAGCAUCUUCCUGAGAAGAAGGGUCAUAACUUCCCUUCCUCAAAAUGUGAUCCCAUGUUAGACAUGAUCGUUAAACAACUUUAAGGGUGAAUUUGCAUUGUAGAUAUGGGAACUUUUGUGGGCCCUGGAGAGUUCAUGUGAAUGCCACUUGUAAUCAAAACAAACAACUAGAAAACCUUUGAGUCAUCAGAUAAGAACCAUGACAAUUGUAUCCCUGUAAAUCUAUCCAUAAAUCAUUGCCUGGCGCACUUCCCCUACACACACACACACACACACACACACACACACACACACACCCUCUCUCUAGGGAGGUAAACUUUUAACAUUGUUUCCCUUUCCCAUAGCAUGAUAUUGGGUAUAAACAUGCCAAUUUCACCCCCCCAAAAAUGGAUGUUACCUGGAAUUUGGUGGUAAAGUGAGAUAAACAGUACACAAGUUGAGUUGCUUUUCACUCACCCACAAAAACAUCUGUACUUUAAGCAUGCCAAAAAAUAUCUAAAAUUGUUACAGCUAAGCAAAUGAUUGUCAUAUUUAUACUCCCCAUGUUUACUGCUUCUAUUUGGAGCUGGAGGAAUUUACCCAGAGUAACAGCAGCUAAAAUGUCUUCUCUGAAGUGUUACAAAAAGCUGUUGCUCGGGAUUGCCUUAACAUCACAAAAGUCAGUGACAUUAUGGGAGCAAAACUUGAGUUUAUUCUGUAAUGAUUAUAUGCAUUAGGAGGAGCCUUAAAUCUCUUUAUCCAUAAUUUUCCUCAAACACAUAAGUGUUUCAGAAUUCAUUUUAUUGAUCACAGUUUUCUCCUCUCAUAUCUCAUCCAGUUCUUCUUCUAGUGUAAUUGCUUAAUGUUUCCUAAAUUUCCCAAAA